GUCGUGGAAUGCUAUGCUGAUCUCCAUGAGCUGGUUGCCGAGUCUGUCUGCUGCAGCCCUUUCUGAGCCUUCAGCUGUCAGGAAGCUCUGCUGUGCUCCUUGCCACGGGAUUGGAAUGAAAACUGACCUUUUCCAGUCCUGUGGCCACUGCUGA
Messenger RNA from Rangifer tarandus platyrhynchus (Svalbard reindeer), 154 nucleotides. The record is from the annotation of a GenBank genome assembly. Lineage: Eukaryota; Metazoa; Chordata; Mammalia; Artiodactyla; Cervidae.